AUGUUUUCUAAUUACAAUCCUCACCCUGCCUUCUGCCUCUUAAUUUCUCUCCUCAUCCUUCAUUCGAUCAUAUCUACUUCUUCAUCUCAUCAUGUGGUGUAUAUAGUAUAUUUAGGGCACAACCGUCUAGGUGAUCCUACUAUCACCUCCAAAUAUCAUCUUUGUCUACUCUCUAAAGUAUUUGCAAGUUGUUGCAGUGAAGAAGAUGCUAAUGGAGCCAUGUUGUACAGCUACAAGCACAGCUUUUCGGGAUUCUCGGCCAAGCUUAAUGCAAGCCAGGCAAUGGAGUUAUCACAGAUGGAAGUAGUGAUAUCUGUAUUCAGGAGUAAAACGCUGCAACUCCACACAACAAGAAGCUGGGACUUCUUAGGCCUUCCCCUUCCGCCCCCGCCCACUAGGACGCCACUUCCGCCGCAGCUUGCCUAUGGAUAUGACGUUGUUGUUGGCGUCUUCGAUUCAGGCGUGUGGCCGGAAUCCGAAAGUUUCCAAGAAGCGUGGUCCAUGGGUCCAGUUCCAUGCAGUUGGAAGGGAAAAUGCGUGAAGGCGUACAGGUUCGACCCUGAAUCAGCCUGCAACUGGAAGCUCAUCGGUGCUCGCUACUAUCUCAAAGGCUUCGAAGCCAAAUACGGAGCGCUGAACGUGAGUGGCAGUGGCAACCCGGAGGAGUUCCCCUCCCCACGAGACUUUCUAGGGCAUGGAACUCACACCGCCUCCACCGUCGUGGGCUCCGUUGUGGAGGAUGUGAGUUUCCUCGGAGGCGGACUAGGUAGGGGAAUUGCCCGAGGAGGAGCUCCCAGGGCUAGGCUGGCCGUCUACAAGGUGUGCUGGGGAAAGGACUACCAAGGCAAGUGCACGGAGGCGGACUUGAUGGCCGCCUUCGACGAUGCUCUGCGCGACGGAGUGCACGUCAUCUCCGCGUCUUUAGGAGGAACGCCGCCGUUGGAUCCGUUUCUAGACUCCAGCGCUGGCAUCGGCUCGUUCCACGCAAUGCAGCAGGGAGUGAGUGUGGUUUUCUCAGGCGGCAACGACGGGCCCCAUCCCUCCCUCGUCCAAAAUGUGUCUCCCUGGAGCAUCUGCGUUGCCGCUUCAACUACUGAUCGAACCUUCCCCACUCAAAUUCAAAUACUUCUCCCCAACCGCCGCAUCUCUAUCACCGGCGACAGCUUGAUCACUGAAAGCAUAACUAACGCAAAACUGGCAGAUGCAAUCAACUACUUUACGGACGGAAUUUGCGAGCGGGCGAGUAUAAGGAAAGCUAGUAAAUCAGGUGCAGGGAAAGUGGUGCUUUGCUUCUCCACCAUUGGUCCAACUUCCAUAGAGGUAGCACAGGAAGCGGUGAUGACCAUCAAUGCCUCUGCUCUCAUAUUCGCUGCGCCCCCUACCACGCAGCUACCUGACCUAGAUCUCAUCCCCACAGUUCGACUUGACAUUACUCGGGCAACUCAAAUUAGAAAUGUCCUUACCGAAUUGCCCAGACUGCCAGCAGUGGAGAUAGGAGUUGCGAAAAAUGUGAUCGGGAAAUCGGGGGCUCCCAGCGUGGCCUACUUCUCGUCCAGGGGACCGAGCUCACUUUCACCUGAAAUUCUCAAGCCAGACAUAAGUGCCCCUGGAGUGAACAUAUUGGCAGCAUGGCCUCCGGAAACUGCUCCAACAGUGAGGCCGGGGCCGAAAGGCUCCGGCCAUGUCAAGUGGAAUUUCCAGUCAGGGACUUCAAUGUCAUGCCCUCACGUCUCCGGCGUUGUCGCCCUCAUCAAAUCUGCGCAUCCCAAGUGGUCACCUGCAGCCAUUAGAUCUGCCCUCAUCACCACAGCCACCAGGAGGGACUCCACUGGUGACACCAUUCUAGCAGGUGGGUCCAUGAAAGCAUCUGACCCCUUUGACGUUGGUGCUGGCCAAGUCAAUCCCUUGAAAGCAUUGGAUCCAGGGCUAGUCUACGACAUGACGGCCAAUGAUUAUAUUCCCUUUCUCUGCAGUCUUGGGUACACAGAGCACCAAAUCAGGAUGCUUCUCAACCCUUCUCCUGAUCAGGCUCACACCCCCCUUUGCUGUCCUUCUAAUUUGGUUGCCAAUCUCAACUAUCCCUCCAUUACACUUACACGUCUCCACUCCACCACUACCAUCAAAAGGACCCUUCGCAAUGUGGCACCAAACAAGAAUGCGGUCUAUUUUCUUAGAGUGCUUCCUCCCAGUGGAGUGCGGGUGGUGGUAUGGCCCAGGAUUCUGUUUUUCUCUUGCUUCACCCAACGCAUUUCAUACUAUGUUACCAUAACGCCGCUCAAGAAAUCUCGACCAAGAUAUGAUUUCGGGGAGAUUCAAUGGUCAAAUGGCUUCCAUAGCGUCACAAGUCCUCUGGUAGUAAACACAUAAUAAUAAUAAUAAUAACAACAAUAAUAAUAAUGUUAAUCCUAUUCUUAUCUUUAAUAAAUCUCAUCUUAUCAAAUAUCAACCAUGCUUCUGAUAUGUCAUAAAGGUACGGUUGUGUUCCCUUGUC
This is a messenger RNA of Momordica charantia (bitter melon), 2491 nucleotides long. NCBI's taxonomy places the organism in Eukaryota, Viridiplantae, Streptophyta, Magnoliopsida, Cucurbitales, Cucurbitaceae. The record is from RefSeq and is a predicted model, not a curated record.